AGGCAGGUAGUCAAAGCAAACACUCAGCUCUCCUAGGAGGAUUCAUCAUGUCAGGUUCACCUGAGAUUGAGGAACUACCAGCAACACAAACAGGGCCCAAAGGUGUGAUCCAUGACUGGAGAAAGUUCAAACUUGAGAGUGAGGACCAUGAAAGCGUCCCCUCCAACAAGAGAGAGCUCCUCAGACAGAUGUCCAACCCCAAAUCCAGUAAAGACGACACCCAGGAAAAAGUCUUGCACAAGAUGAGCGUUCAGGAGUACGAAAUGAUCCAAGAAGAGGAUGAAAGGUGUCUGCGUAAGUAUCGUAGGCAGUGCAUGCAGGAGAUGCAUGAGCACCUGAGUUUUGGGCCUAAAUUCGAUGUGGUGUUUGAGUUGGAUAGUGGGGAGGCCUUCUUGGAUGUCAUCGAGAAAGAGCACCGCCUAACUCUAGUGGUUGUGCACAUCUAUGAUGAUGGGAUCAGAGGAUGUGACGCUCUUAACAACUGCUUGACUUGCCUGGCAGCAGAGUACUCUACCGUCAAAUUCUGCCGAAUCCGAGCGUCUGCCACAGGGGCAGGUGAGCGUUUUUCAGACGACGUUCUGCCCGCUCUGCUGGUGUACAAGGCCGGAGAGCUGCUGGGCAACUUCAUGUCUAUCACAAAGCACCUGAAUGAGGAGUUCUUCGCCCUGGAUGUGGAGAACUUCCUAAAUGAGUACGGACUGCUGCCAGAGAAAGAGCUUGCAGCUGGCCCCGAGGAGGACGAGAAUGCUGACGUGGAAUGAUCGAGGAAAUUCAACGGGUGGAAAUGAAUUACAUUAGUCAACCUAGUUUCAGAGAUAGAUCUGAGUAGUAAUGAUGCUGUGACUACUGGGCCGUGGUGACUCCAACAAACACACACACACCUGUAGCACGUGAUUUACAGCGCUUAAAUACGUCAUAGUGUUGUCGAAGGCAUACAUUCAUGAUCAUUUCAUUUGCCAGCGUUCCCACAAUUUUUGACGAAUGAGUUUCCAUUCAUUUCUAUGACCUUUAUAGUAAUUUGUGAUGACUUGAUAAGGAUUUUUUUCAAACCAUUCAAUUUAAGAUUAACUCCUUAAUCAUUAUGACUGAUUUAUGAAGCAGUUUGGCUGAUUUGCAGUGAAAAGGAAAAGACUUACAAGGAUUAUUUUUCAGAUCCACAGAGAAAUUCUCCUCUGUAUCUCAUCGCAGUGCUUUGAUCGACUCAAGUUUAAGUGCUGAUUUCUCCUUUCUCAAUCCUGUUCCCCUGUCUGUCCUUUAAACUAUUAUAUCUGUAUAAAGGCAAAAAAUAAUAUUUAAAAAGACAAGGUAAAAAUUAUUCACUCACAAAUUGAACAUUAUUAUGAUUUGCUGAGAAGCUGAUUAAAUAUUUAUUAAUAAUAAAUAAUAAUGUACAAUUACUGUUAACAGGCUUGGGGUCUGUAAUUAUUAUUUUUUUAAACAAGAUAAUACCUUAAUUCAUUAGGUAUGCAUUGAACUGAUGAAAAUUGAUUAUAAAGACAUUUAUAAUUUUACAAGUUUUAUUUAUUUAUUUAUUUCAAAUUAACUAUUCAAAGUAGCCUGUAAAAACGCAGGG
Molecule: messenger RNA, 1573 nt
Organism: Carassius auratus (goldfish)
Lineage: Eukaryota; Metazoa; Chordata; Actinopteri; Cypriniformes; Cyprinidae
Product: phosducin
Exons: 4
Coding region: 48-761 (237 amino acids)
Biological process (GO): regulation of G protein-coupled receptor signaling pathway
Cellular component (GO): photoreceptor outer segment
Source: RefSeq, a predicted model, not a curated record